Molecule: messenger RNA, 1557 nt
Organism: Mixia osmundae IAM 14324
Lineage: Eukaryota; Fungi; Basidiomycota; Mixiomycetes; Mixiales; Mixiaceae
Exons: 3
Coding region: 1-1557 (518 amino acids)
Biological process (GO): nuclear protein quality control by the ubiquitin-proteasome system; proteasome localization
Cellular component (GO): nucleus
Source: RefSeq, a predicted model, not a curated record
AUGGAAGUGGACAGGCAUCGCUCGCCUAGUCGGCCCAGCACGCCUUCCAACAAUGCAGGAGCGAGCAUGAGCGCACGACCGAGCCGAUCGAACAGUGCCUCCUCCCACACCAACAAUGGCAGUCUCCCCUUUGGUAGCCUGCCCACCGCGCCUCGUCAGCUUGGUUUUGGCUUCGGCAUGGCCGCACCCUCACAUCCUCCCGGCACUCCCAUAGCCAGUACUUCGGGCUCCUUCGGUCUACAGGCUCUGCGAUAUCCGGCUUUGGGCGUCAGCAACACGUUCGUCCAGGCCAGACAACGACGGCCGAGCGAGACGAGAUCAACCGUGAGCCGGCCCUCGAGACCGCAAGCGAGCGAGGACAACGCGAGAAGGCGUAAGCGAUCAGAGACGCCCCUCUCCGAGCCGGAGGAGGACGAGGAUGAGGAGCAAGAUGGAAGGACGUAUCGAUCAGUCUCGUAUGCAUCCGUCAAGGGCACAUCAAAGCGACUCCGGCGAGAUCACGAUCCGAUGCCGUCCGAAAGUACCAUCUCAUUGGAUACAGAGUCUGCUACAUCACUCGUGCCACAACAGUCCAGUCCGGUCGUCGCUUCACCGCCAAAGGCAGACGAUCUCAGAGACGCAUUGCUCUCCCAUUUCGCAUCCUCGUCACUCGGCACACAGCCAGCAUCCGCCACGAUCGAACAGUCACUAGCAUCUGCCGGCUCAUCAGAUGCAACAGUGCAGGAUCUCAGCACCUCGCUACAAUCACUUACGAAGCCUGCGCUGCUGCGGGUGCUGGAACAGUUGAUCAAGCAGCAACCCCAGUUGAGCGUCGUCGUUUCGUCCCUCCUCCCGUUUCCGACGAUCGAAUCAGUCCAGGCAAGUCUGGACGAUCUCGAGAGAGCAGUCGCAAGUGCGAUCCCCCUCUCGUUUGCAAAGGGGAAGCAACGAUCACACGACAGAAGCACGAGCACCUCGCGGACUACAAAUGGUAUACGAGAUGACUACAUCUGGUCACGCGUGCGAACGAGCCUGGAAGCCUACAUUGUCGAGGUGGCAAGGUUGCUCGAUACCUUUUUCCCUGCCAUACCCAAUGACGAUUCAGAGGCAUGGUCGCCGAGGAUUACACAAGCUAUUGCGCAACAUCCGAGUACCCAAUUCGGGUUCCUCUACUCGCUCACCUUGUCUGUUCGCAAGCUGGAGGCGGUUCUGCCCGUCUCUCAAGCGCAGGCUAGCUCAUCACGCGGCGCUACUCAGGACCCUCUGUCGAGACGUCUCUUGCCAGAUCUGUUUGCCCACUGGCGCAACUUUGAGUGUCGAAUAGGUCAGCAGGUCAACGAGCAAGGCAAGCUAUUGGCGGCUUCGAUCAUCCAGACGUGGUUCAGGCAGCUUGACCACCUCGCCAGCUCGCGCAUUCCUUCGCUCUUGGCCCUCGACGGCUUGCAAGGUGAUGCGCUUGGCGAGGUAACCCUUACCCAGCAGACGAUGCAAGAUCUUCAACGGGAUUUCGUCAGAGACAUUGGCUGGACCAUUGGCGUACGUGCGCCGGCCGACAUGCGUACCACGCAAGAAUUGUAG